GUUGCGCUGACGUCAUUGCACGGCGUCCUUCUUCUCUGCGGUUUCCGGCGCUCGCCCGCGCGGUAAGUGUAGCUGAGAGGGGGAAAGUUUUCAUUUGUGUGGUUCACAGCACCGUUUCUUUCCCUUUCCCUCAGGAGCGGGCGGGCAGGCGCUUUCCGAACCCCGUCGGCCAGGCGCGGACCCUCUUCUCGCCUCGCUGCCCCCGCGGAGCGGGCGAGAGGCUGUGGCCACGACGCCGGCGAUGGCUUCGGGGCGCGCAGAGGCGGCGGCACCGCGGGUGGCAGAGCUGGAGCAAGAGCUGCGGCGUCUGGCGGAGGAGCUGAGCCGCUGCCAGGCUGAUAAAGAAUUUGUGUGGUCUCUGUGGAAACAUCUGCAAGUGUCAAGCCCAAAUCUUACUCAAGCUGUCAGUUUGGUUGUAGAAAGAGAAAAGCAGAAAGCUGAAGUCAAGGACAGAAGGGUUUUAGAGAUUUUGCAAGCCAAAGACAGCAAAAUAGAAACCCUAGAACAGAGAGUCACAGAACAGCAGCAGGAGAUAAACAACUUAAUACAGAGGAAAAUUGCUGUGGAUGAGGAAAAUGCCUGUUUGAAGAAUGAAUUCAGUAACUUGAAUCAGAAAUUUAAAGAUAAAAGCCAAGAACUUAAGGACACUGAGGAGUGUGCACAGAAGAAGGAAGAACAAAACAGACUGGUUAUAAAAAACCUAGAGGAGGAGAAUAAGGGAUUAAAUACAUGCUGUGCUGACCUGCUAAAUGACCUGGAGAAACUGAGGAAACAGGAGGCACAAUGGAAAAUGGAAAAAUCUGGCAAUGAUGCCAGAAUAAAGAAUUUGGAAACUGAUUUAACAGAGGCAAGAGAACAAAUGAGAGAGUUGCACAGCAUAUGCAGUAACUUGUCAUCUCAAGUAGCUGUGAAACAGGAAGAACUAUCCCAAAAGGACUGCGAUGUAAUCAGAGCUAAGAAGGAGUUACAGGAGCUGCAGAGUCUUUACAGACAAAACGUUGAACAUACAACACAGCAGGCUGAGCUGAUAAAGCAGCUUCAGGCUCUCAAUAUUGAUACACAAAAAGUACUGAAGAACCAAGAAGAAGCACACACAGCUGAAACAACAUCAUAUCAGAAACUUUAUAAUGAAUUGACUUCAUGCUUUGAAACUGUUAAAACAAGUGAAAUUCAACUGCAGCAAAACUGUGCCUCUCUUCAAGAACAGUUACUAGGAAAAGAUGAAAAGAUUUGUCAGUUACAAGAGCAGCUUCAGCAGGCUCAUGAUGCUUUAAAUGCAGUACAUCAGAGUUCUCCAAAAUGUGAAGUACAGGUAUUUCAGCAACCUUCUUUAAGUGACCUAGAGUGUCUUAUUACAAUGCAAAAAUCUGAAAUCAAGCUUUUACAGGAAAAAUUGAAAAAAAGAAGUUUUAACCUAGCAGAGCAUAAUUUGUACACUACAGAUACUCUGGAAAGUGGCAGUAGACGGACAGGAAGAAAGCAUGAGGAACCACCUGUGAAACGCUCAAGGUCUCUGUCCCCAAAGAGCUCUUUUAGAGAGUCAGAGGAGCUAAGGAAGCUUAAAAUAGCUGAAAGGAAGAUUGAAAACUUAGAGAAGAAACUGCAGCUAAAGACUCGAGAAACUGAUGAGCUAAGAGCAGCCCAUGAAAAACGCAAAGAGAGGCUGCAGAUGUUACAGACCAACUACAGAGCACUAAAAGAGCAAUUAAAGCAGUGGGAAGAGGGCGAUAGCAGGAUUAAAAAUACUGAAAGCAGAUACCAGCAUGCAGAAUUCCGUCAACUUUGUCAAGAUGAUUCUGAUGCUGUGUGGAAUGAACUGGCUUUUUUCAAAAGGGAACACAAAAAGCUGUUGAUUGAAAAACUGAAUCUUGAAGAAGAAUUGGAUCAGAUGAAAGUACACCGAUCUGUGGAGCCACUUUUUAAAGUUAGUGAAGAUGAUGGGGUCAAGAACAGUGCUCCAAAGGGGAAUAUGAAAGAAGUUUCACAUCAGACAUUACAGAAGGUACAUCAACUAGAAAGAACAUUCAAAGCUAUUGAAGGGGAAUUAAAGAAACAGAAAGAAGUAAAUAAAGACUUACUGAAGGAGAAAAAUUAUUUGAAAGCAUCUUUAAAAGUGCAAAAGGAAGAUGCAGACACAAGAGAAAGAGAUCUGGAAACUCUACUUAAGAGGAUUUGUGAAAUAAAAAAAGACAAAGCAGAACUUCAGUUAGCUCUUGAUGAGCAGGAAAAAGAAGCUGCAUCUUUGAAGAGGCAAGUGGCAGAAGCUAACAGGUUGAGAAAUGAAAGUGAAGAUUUGCUGAGUCAAGUGCAGGAGCUGAAGUCUUCGCUGGAUGAAACCAAAGCAGUGGCAGCCUCUGGGCAAUGUAAUUGCAAGAUAACAGGCACCAAGGUUAAAUUAAAAACAGCCAAGAAAAAGAGCUCUUUGGGACAUCAUGGAGCUUUUCUCAAACAGUCCAUCAAGGUUAUGAGUAAUGUAUUUGAGAACUUCAGUAAGGACGGCUGGGAGGAUGUAAGUGAAAGCAGUGACUCUGAAAUACCAACUUCUGAAAGUUUGGAAACAGUGAUUAUGAAGACAAUGCAAAACAUUGAUCCACUGCCAGAUAGAAUUAAACAACAGGGAAAAAAGCAAAUACAACAUGGUCAAAAGCACUGCAACAUUGAUCAUUUACAAGGCAAAAACCAGCAGUGUAAUAAAAAGAAUGAAGACACAGAGAGGUUGCAUUCCAAAAGGAGAAAGAUCUGCUAUCUUACAACAUCUUAUCCAACAAUUCUAAGCAAAGUGAACAGAACAAAAAGAAGAAAUAUCAUUGUCCAGAAACCAGGCUACCGUGUUACUCUACUGCAGGAAAGAAUCAAGUCAUUGCAGCAGCAGAUAGCUAUUUUACAGAAUGAAAAAAAGACAGCAGCGUCUUCUGUGAAGGGAUUUAAAGAAACCAAUGAAAAACUAACAGCUCAGCUACAUUUGGCUGAUCAGAGACUUCAAACUAGUAAACUGACCAUAGAGGUGUUGACCUCCAACCUGGCCAAGUGGCAACAGGAGAAGGAAUAUUUACAAGGAAAAUUGAAGUUGAGAGAACAUCUGUCUCAAACUGCCAGCAAGAGUGAAGUCACACCAGCUCCUUCAAAGAAUAUUGAUUCCGAGAUGAAACAGCUGCAGUGCAAACUAAAGAAUUCAAAUAAUGAAAUCACUAAGCAAUCGACCACCAUUAAGUCACUAAAAAACCAACUCCAGGAAAAAGAAGAACGGAUUCGGGAAUUGCAAGUGAAUGACAUGCAGUGUCACUUCUUCUCUUCUAGGAUUUCUCGAUUGGAGAGGGACCUUAAUAUGAAAAGACAUUUGAUAGAAGACCUAAGGUCUCGUCUAAAAGCAAAUGAAGAAAACGAGAAAGCCUCUAGUGUUUCAUUAGAAAGUCUUGAGAGAAAGGUAAAGGCACUGGCUGAAGACUGUUCAAAUAAAAAAACUUCCAUUGACUCACUGAAACAAAGACUUAAUGUAGCUACAAAAGAGAAGUCUCAGUAUCAGCAGAUGUAUCACAAGGCUAAAGAUGAGUUGGAGAAAAAGGAUCUCAAGCUUACCCACCUAGAGAGCAAAAUGAUGGAGACUGAAUGUGCCAUGACUGAACUGGAGACUGCUGCAUCUCAACAACUACGUGGCUUGGCUAAACAGAGCGGACAGGCUUUGGAAACAGUGCAUAAUAAGCUGCUGCUCACCAAUGACAAAGUAGAAGAGUUCAUGACGUUUGUGAAGGCUCUAACCGGAGAGUUACAGCGCAGCAUACAAGAGCUGAGAACAAAAAUCAAACAGGCCAAAAAAAUGGGAGAAGUGAGAGUGUGCAAAAAGGGUCUUUCCCAAGAGUCUGUUCAGUUGGCAGCAUCUAUCCUUAAUGUUUCAACAACUGAUCUCAAGGAGAUAUUAGAAGUGGAUGAUGAUGAGGAAACAGCGAAGACAAAAAUGGAAUUUGAAAAAGAUAAAGAAUGGCUGCAGUAUAUACAGAAACUUCUUGAAGCACAGGUCUCUGCUCUUUGCCUGACCUCUGCUCACACGCACACUUAUGUAUUCACUCAUACAUAAACACACCGGUGCACUCACCACUGCCGCCAUCACCAGGUGUUUCAAGUACCUGCACCUGAAAAAGCAGCACCAGAGCAGUCUGAACUGUAUCCUGGGCACUGUUAGCAUCGAUACAAGACCAUCAGAAUGUAAUCAUUAUUUUCUUGUCAUUAUGAGAAUAAGAGCUCAAUCCUGUACAUUGACAAACCGUUAUGAUAUAAACCUAUGUUUUAUCUCAUGCACACAAACAAAACCACAUACCAUCAAUUCUGGGCUGAAAACAAGGAGAAAUCGGCUUGAUUACUCAGGAUAAGAAUACAGACAGGCACAUAUAUUUUAUAUAAUCAUGUAUAUACAGCCAUCACAAAGCAGAAUGGCCAAAGAACAAUAGUGAAGUGAAGCAUUUCUCUAAUUUUUUGUUUUGUUUUGUUUUCACUUUUAGUUUAUAGUGAAAUUAGGAGGGUUUAGUCAUUGUAACCUGAGUUCCUUUAGUUUUAUUUCAGGUUAUUCCUUGUGGUUCACUCAAUUCAAUUUGAGGCAGCUCUGCAGUGUGUUUGGAUAGUUUUGUUGGGCAAAUGUAUUAUACUGAUGAUGCAUAUGGGGAGAUUUAAAACAGGUGUAAUCACUGAUUUGUGUAUUCCAGAAAUUAAAUACUUUCAUUUUUAUGUUAACGCAUUUUAGACUUUGUGAAGCAGAGGCCAAGUAAUGCUGUACUCUGUAAAUGGAGACACUAUGUCUCAUUAGAAUAACAACAUUGCUUGGAUUCAUUAUGAGUGUUUUCACUGACAAAUCAGUGUAUAUUUAUGCAUUUGUGCUGAGUGAGACUCAGUCAUGUCAUGUAAGGUUGAUAAAUAUUACUAGUUUAUUUUUUAAAGAAGGGAUCUCCAAAAGAAGCAUACUCAAGGUCAGAAUAAAUAGGUGAGGGAAAUAUAAGUAAAUAUCAGUAUUCCUGACUCUAGGAUCAUACUGCUUUACAGUUAUCCAUACACCAAGAUAUCUGUCUGAUAAGUUGUGUAACAAAUAUGCUAUUUCAUUCCUAUGGCUUUCUAGUAUCAAAGAAGAAAUCUGUAAUUCUGGUAAAUAUAAACAAGUAAAUAAAACUCUUCAAAUCCACAUGUAGUUUGCACUUUCAAAUGUUGUGAAUUUAUACAAAUCAUGUAAAUACUACUUCUCUUAAGCCUACCACAAUUACUGAUUCAGGAUCGCUAUCAUUGUUAAUACUUAGUGUUCAGUUGAAUUGGUUGUGGCAUAGAUAACUGGAAAACAUUUGAAGAAAUAUCAUUCUGUAUUAAAAUACAUAAUUAUCAGUAGUAUAAAUAAGCUUUCACUCCUUAGGUGUGCACUUAGCACUCACUGAACUCCCAAAGCCUUCCCCAAGCAUAUGGCAGGUUUGGAAGCUAGGAUGAAUACUUUGGAGCAGAGACAUCUUCAACGGUUGUGAAGUUCUGGGGAGAAAUGUAGAGGGAGGCUUCCCAGGAUAGUUACAGAGCCGUCAUUAAAAGUAAAUCUGACAGGCUUCUAUUAAAGAUUAAGACUGUAGAGAUCAUCCAGUUCUCGGUGUCUGUAUGGAAGGAAAACCAGAUAAAAACAUACAGCACUUUCUCUGAAACAAACAAAUGUUGAAGGAAUGAUAUAACAUUCAACUUCCAAAUGCUCUUGAUUUAAAUGGAAAGAGUUCUUGAAAGGUCACUUUGCUAUGACAUGGAAGCCACAGAGGGUAGUGAGCAGCAAGUAAAAUGUAGCUGGAAUUAUAUGAGCCAGAGACAUCAAUAAGAAACCAUUCAUCUCAGGCACAACAUUAAAGAGGUGAAAUGUAUCAGAAAUGAAUGUAGUCAAGCUAGGCAAGAAGAAUUAGAGACUUUGAGGUAAUGGUAUAGUGUUCUCAUAAAAAACAUAUUUAGACGAGGAAGGAGAGCAAUUAAGAAUGAACAAGAUGCUGGAGUCAGUGUUUUUAAAGCACAGUAGCAAGUAAGUGUCACAGAAUUUCAGAUAAGAUUAUGUCUUAUAUUACUGUGAAUAGAUUUGUGCUCAGUGAAUUGGAUCCCUCUAUUCCCCAAAAAGUCAUCACAAUAGUGUACAGGAGAAACCUGACAGGUGUAGGAGACUACUAGAAAAUUCUUACCAGAGACAGAAGUUAUUUAUGACAGAUGGAGACAUGUCUGGCUAGCAAGUACCAGCUCUUCAAAACCCCCUUUUCUACAGAAAAGGGAAACAAUGCAUAUUACUGUAUUUUUUCAGUAACUGCAAAGUGACUGGUGACCAACACGUAGGAUUGCCAUUACAGCCAUUUCAUGACAGAUGCUUGCUAUUAACAAGAUUUUCCUUGCUACCAUUUUAGGUUUUUUGUAUUUUCCUGGCCUGUUCGUAAUUAUAAAUAUCAAUAUAUUGAUUCAUAUCUGUAUAUCAGUUCAGACAUUACACCAGCAUUUGUAUUUGAUAGACUUUUAUGUCUGGGGUUUUGGUUUUGGUUUUGUUUUAUAUUUUUUAUUCCACAUAUCUAGGAAACAGGCAGUACUCUAUCUGGUGUAAGUACCGUACAGUUUUCUCUCUAAAGAUGGAAUAGAGAAGUGAAAAAAUAAAAUCAGAGCAGCGAUACUCAAAUGCAGAAACAGAGGGAGGUCUAGAUGCAGAAGUAUUGCCUUGAACUACAGUUGUGAAAAGCAGAAGAAACUGGUGAUUGCCCUGCUCAACCAACUGCUGUAUAUUACCUAAUCUAUUUCCUGUGGCUUUAUUAAAGUCAAAUUAUCUUUCCUUCUGAUAUGAGCAUCGGCUGUUACUUUUGGCGUGGAGCUGACCCCUCAGUCACGCUGGUCUCAAGAAAGCUGACAGCUCUGUGAAGCUGACAAGACUUUUCAAGUGUAAACAGAAACUGUUCUGCUCUCCUCUGGCACAGCAUCUGUGGCUGGAGCUGCAAUGACGAGUGCUUUCUACCACCUCCAGAAGUACGUUCCAGCAUACAGUGCACUGAUGCACCAAGA
This is a messenger RNA of Falco peregrinus (peregrine falcon), 7029 nucleotides long. RefSeq names its product centlein (gene CNTLN). Bases 242 to 4072 code for a protein of 1276 amino acids. The record is from RefSeq and is a predicted model, not a curated record. Gene Ontology annotation, biological process: centriole-centriole cohesion; protein localization to organelle. Lineage: Eukaryota; Metazoa; Chordata; Aves; Falconiformes; Falconidae. Gene Ontology annotation, cellular component: centriole; centrosome. The transcript is spliced from 26 exons.